This is a messenger RNA of Trematosphaeria pertusa, 615 nucleotides long. RefSeq lists its product as uncharacterized. The transcript has 4 exons. Bases 1 to 615 code for a protein of 204 amino acids. Lineage: Eukaryota; Fungi; Ascomycota; Dothideomycetes; Pleosporales; Trematosphaeriaceae. The record is from RefSeq and is a predicted model, not a curated record.
AUGCGGUCCAUCUUCGCUCUCAGCCUGCUCGCCUUCGCCGGCUUCUCGGCAGCCCAGGACUCGGAGCAAAACAACUACCCGUACACAAUCGACCCGGAGAAUGUCGACCAAUCGCUGAGAGACAAGUGGUGCGACGACCAGAAGGCUGUAUGCCCGCUCAUCUGCCUCCAGCAGCCAGGCGUCACAACCAUGAACACUGUCUCGAACGACUGCGAUCCGGACGCCCUCACCUACUCCUGCGUCUGCGACGACGGCACCGCUCCAAACGUCACCCAAUACACCCUAACUCUCCCAUACUACAUCUGCACUGAGUGGGUCAUCGAAUGCGUCAACAACUGCAACGGUGACAACACCUGCGGCUACGACUGCCGGCAAGUAGCCAACCACCCCUGCGGAGCCCAAGAUCCCAAGAAGCCCAACGCGACAGCCUCGUCCACCACAAUGUCUGCCACCGCUAGCCAGACCGCCGCCGACUCCUCGAUACCCGUGACCGGUCUUCUCGGCGCCACUUCCACCAGCGAACCUGGCGCUGCCCCGGCCAUGCUCGACCUUUCGGCGGGCUAUGGCAUGGCCGUUGUCUUCGCCGGUGUCUUUGCCGGAUUCGCCCUCUUGUAA